Molecule: messenger RNA, 717 nt
Organism: Trichoderma aggressivum f. europaeum
Lineage: Eukaryota; Fungi; Ascomycota; Sordariomycetes; Hypocreales; Hypocreaceae
Exons: 2
Coding region: 1-717 (238 amino acids)
Source: RefSeq, a predicted model, not a curated record
AUGUGGGGGAAGAGGGAUAUCCCGCCGUCUAGACCAUUCGGGAGACAUCCAGGCCAUGUACGGACGGGAGCCAUCAAGUCGAAUGUGCUCGACCGUGCAUGCGGACGUCCAGGCAUGCCGUCAAGUGUCGCGCGAUAUUGUGUCCCGGUUGUGCUACUCCAAGGCCGCCAGAAACGAAACCACACCACCAUCUGCCCAGUGCUUCUCUCAUCAACAGCGGCUUGCAUCAGUCCAAAUCUCUCUCCCUCGUCCAUCGAGUCCAGCUCUCCCUUGCAUCGCGUCACGUCGCCUCGCACAGACGCUCGCUGCCCAAAAAGCAAAGUGUUUCUUCUUCUCUCCCUCUCUUGCCUCUCCCCCUUUUCGGAGUCCGUACUCGUACAACAAGCAUUGAUUCUUCCAUUCACAUCAAUCCCGUCAAUAUUGGUUCAACCCGGGAUCAACCAUCAACCCACCCGACUUCCUCUCCACAGUGCCUCGCACACUGACACACAGCGCCAGAUCCAGUGCAGCGACAGCGCAUUAGCCCCUACAGCACCCCCUGCUACCCUGCUAAACCCUGCUACCCCUCCCUACACCACCCCCCCUCUGCCCACCCCCAUGCCCACCUCACACAAACCCGAACCUUCGCACCCCUCAAUUCCCGCCCUUGUCCUCGUAGCGCUCUGCCUGCUCUGCACACACUUUGCGGCCAUUGGAUCAGCGACGACGGGCGAUUAA